Messenger RNA from Cephus cinctus (wheat stem sawfly), 2358 nucleotides. Its product is annotated as beta-galactosidase. Lineage: Eukaryota; Metazoa; Arthropoda; Insecta; Hymenoptera; Cephidae. The record is from RefSeq and is a predicted model, not a curated record. Gene Ontology annotation, cellular component: vacuole. Gene Ontology annotation, molecular function: beta-galactosidase activity. The transcript is spliced from 9 exons. Bases 307 to 2271 code for a protein of 654 amino acids. Gene Ontology annotation, biological process: carbohydrate metabolic process.
AUCCUUUACGAAAUCUGUACUGUAUACUGUACUACUAUACUUGAAGUGUGAAAGAUACGUAUUACUGUAUAUCUAUUCAUAUGUGAAUCAAUCUUGAUCCAUAUAAUGCAUGCGUCAUCUAAAUUGUCAACUCGUUACUGUUUCGUGUCCAUGACAAAUAAUGUGUUAGACAGUAGGUGACGAUAUGAGAGUAACUUGGAGUGUGUCGAAUAGAAAGAAACAAAAACAGAUGAAGUUCCUUCGAAUGUUUAUUAAUUUUUGAAAAUAGUGAAAAGAGUGAAUUUCGAUAUUCAUAAACUGAAAAGUAUGAUAUUGGCGUACAGAAAGAUUUUAAUGCUGUGCAUAAUAGCAGCUGUAACUUUGAGUGUCCUGAGUAGAAUUUUACCCCCGCGUAAUAUUCAACGUAAAGUUUCACGUAAUUUAACCAAAUUGCAAAGUUUAAACUCACAGGAAACACAAGGGAGUUAUGGAUUCGCAGUUGAUUACCAAAAUAAUCAGUUUCUUCUCGAUGGACAACCAUUUCGUUACGUUUCCGGAAGUUUUCAUUAUUUUCGUACACCAAGGCACUAUUGGAGAGACAGACUGAGAAAACUUCGAGCAGCAGGAUUAAAUGCAGUUAGCACAUACGUCGAAUGGAGUCUUCAUCAACCGCAACCAGAUACUUGGAUGUGGUCAGGAGAAGCGGAUCUCAUGCAUUUUUUGAAUCUUGCGCAAGAAGAAGGACUAAUGGUUUUACUUAGACCUGGACCUUAUAUAUGCGCUGAGAGAGAUUUGGGUGGUUUACCUUAUUGGUUGCUUAACCGCGUACCAGACAUCCGGUUCCGCACUAAUGAUCAACGGUAUAUGGGAUACGUUACUGUUUAUCUGAAUGAAGUACUCAAAAAAAUUAAACCACUUUUGAGAGGACAGGGCGGUCCGAUAAUAAUGGUUCAGGUGGAAAACGAGUACGGAAGUUACUCGGCCUGUGACAUUCAGUAUAUGGUGAGUUUACAACAAUUAUUUUCCCAUCAUGUUGGUACCGAUGCACUUUUGUAUACUACCGAUGGAGCAUUGGUAAAAAUGCUACAAUGUGGAGUAGUAACGGGCGCCUAUGCGACAGUAGAUUUUGGAGUUUAUUCAAACGUAACAAAAGCGUUUGAGAUUAUGCGAAUAUUUCAGCCGAGGGGACCGCUUGUAAAUUCGGAAUUUUAUCCGGGUUGGUUGACUCACUGGGGGGAACCAUUUCAAACCGUGGGAAAGCGGGCGGUCAAGACAAAAUUAUACGAAAUGUUAUCAGUUGGAGCAUCCGUGAAUAUAUAUAUGUUUUAUGGAGGAACUAAUUUUGGAUUCACUUCCGGUGCUAAUGGCGGAGAAACAUUCAGUCCACAAUUGACAUCCUAUGAUUACGAUGCUCCUCUUACCGAGGCUGGAGAUCCCACACCGAAAUAUUUUGCGAUACGAGACGUCAUAGCUAAGUAUCUUCCCAUGCCAAAUCUAACAAUACCAACCAUAUCGCCCAAAGGUGAUUAUGGACCCAUUUUAAUGGAGUCGAUAAUCAAUCUGUUUGAUCCGUUGGCAAGAACACUUUUUGGAACGAAUCAAAUAACAACGACUACUUUACCGACGUUCGAAUCUCUCGACUUACCAUACGGUUUGGUUUUAUACGAAGCAUAUUUGCCACAGGGUGGUCCCGAUUCUAGUAUACUGCACGCUAUUGCAACAGACAGAGCUCUUGUUUAUGUCGAUUCUCAUUUAGUUAGUACACUGAGUCGUACUCAGAAAACAUCAACGAUACCAUUAGAACAGCCGUACGGCAGUAGAAUACAGUUACUGUUAGAAAAUCAAGGCCAUCUGAACUAUGGCAGCGGUAUGGAGGAUUUCAAGGGUCUGUGGAAUGUAACUGUUAACGGAUCACCUAUUCCCCAAUGGAACGUAACUGGUUUUCGUUUGAAUACCGUUAAGCCACUUCGUAAUUUGGAAUCAACGAGAAGCAACCAUGGAACUUUGAAUAACGGCCCUGUGUUCCUUAAAGGAGAAUUCACUAUAGAGGGUAAACCAUUGGACACUUUUUUGGAUACCACAGGCUGGGGUAAAGGCGUAGCAUACAUCAACGGACAUAAUUUAGGCAGAUAUUGGCCACUGGCAGGACCUCAAAUGACGCUUUACGUGCCAGCCCCAUAUUUACGGAGAGGUCAAAACGAAUUAAUAUUAUUAGAACUGGAGUUUGUUCCAAGGACGAAAAAAAUGACAUUCGUAACCGUUCCUAAAUUGGGUAACAAUACUGAAACGUAAAUGACAAAGUAUAAGUAUUUAAUUGUAUAGGAAAAAAAAAUUACCUUAAAGCCGAAUAAACAACAUUGUUCAAGUUCUUAUAUACAA